Marchantia polymorpha subsp. ruderalis is the source of this 498-nucleotide messenger RNA. Lineage: Eukaryota; Viridiplantae; Streptophyta; Marchantiopsida; Marchantiales; Marchantiaceae. The record is from the annotation of a GenBank genome assembly.
AUGUGUGAUUGGGUCGGGCUCGCCGGAUUCUCUCCUGAGCUCGUGCCAGCGGCGAGUCCCCAACGACGACCAGCUCUCUCUCGCCGGACGCCACUUCCCAAGCGCACCGUCGUCCCCGACUGCCUCGAUGGGCCUUGCGCAUCAAGACCAGCUCUCGCUGGCCUCGUCGCCAUAUCCGGUCCUGAUGGUGCAGAAGAAUGUAUGUCUCAGGCCGUGUCGCGGCUUCUGCCAUCGUCAAGGAUUGUCGUGGAAAGUCAGAUCCGGUCCACCGCUCGACGGCCGGCCUCUCAAAUCUUCUCCUCUUCUGACUCCUGCAGAAAAUCCAGUCCACCGACGACGACCUGCUCCAGUGCCACCACUCCCCCGGCCUCGAUCUUCAUGAAAUCACCACAGCUUCUCGACAGCGUCCAUCGCCCCGGUGCUGGAGUAUUGCUACCCCGGAUCGCCUCGAAUGCAUACUACAGUCCUCCGGCCCGUCUUCCGGCCCUGCUCGAGUAA